Toxorhynchites rutilus septentrionalis is the source of this 612-nucleotide messenger RNA. RefSeq lists its product as uncharacterized. The record is from RefSeq and is a predicted model, not a curated record. NCBI's taxonomy places the organism in Eukaryota, Metazoa, Arthropoda, Insecta, Diptera, Culicidae. Bases 181 to 594 code for a protein of 137 amino acids. The transcript has 2 exons.
AAAUUUCGAUCCGUUUUGGAUUAUUUCCUUUCAACUUUUCGCAUACAUUGUUCGACCUUCGAAACAUCCUCACGCAUUAACACGGUCAGUGAAACAGUAUAAAAUAGGUUGAUAAUCCUCAUAUCGAUCACAGUUCGUCUUCAGCAUUAUCUACAUUGCGAAACACAUUCUACUAUCAAAAUGAAGGGUGCCAUCGUUCUCCUGGUUGCCAGUUUGGCCGUUGCCGCUCAAGCAUCGUACCUGCCAACAGCUUGGCCACUGUCCGUUGGCUGGAACUCCUGGAAUGGAUUGGGCGGUUUGAACGCAUGGGAUAACCAUGGCAUCGCUGCUUACCCAUAUGCCAAAUCGUGGUCUGCUGGAUGGCCAGUUGCCUCUCAAUGGAACAACGGAUGGAACGGAUAUUAUGGUGGUGUGGACAAGCUGAACUCUUGGGGACUUCCAUGGGCUGGUUAUGGAGCCGGUGCUUACGGAUGGGGUCACCAUGGACUCGCCAAGACUGUGGUGCCAGUGGCGAAGCAGAUCGCUUCCACUCCCGGAUCGCUUCAUGUUGCCCCAGUCCCAAUCGGUGGGGAAAAAGUUGUUGGUUUAUAUUGAAUUGUGACGAAGAAAACA